GAAUGCUUUGAGUGGAUAUAGUUGGUCCUUGGGCCGUCCGAAUUCGUAUAAAAGGGCCAAGAUCACGUUGAGUAAUCGUAGUUGCUGCCUGGCAUCAUCUGAUCAUCAACAUGAGGACUCUGGUGGUUCUGGCUGUGUUUGGCGUGUGCCUGGCUUCCGCCCAGUUCACCCCAGAAGUGGAAGCAGAGAGAACUCGCUUCUUCGAAGCUUUCCGAGCUGCCAAACAAGCUUCUUCCUCCAGCAAGUACUCAGAGCCCCAGCCAGCCUACAGAGGACCCUUCGCUUCCUCUGUGCCUGCCGGCGUUGAUGGAAGGGUCACGCCCGUCAGUGACACAGCCGAGGUCAGGGCUGCCACUAACGCUUUCUACAGAGCCUACAAAGCACAAGUUGAGGCCACUAAAGGUUCGUCUGAUUCAGCUUCCUAUGUGCUCAAGACUGAUCCUGCAACAUCAGCUAAGUACGUGCUAAAGACUGAUACUGCAACAUCAAAUAGAUAUUUGUAUAAGGCUGUUCCAUCACCCUUCUUACAAGAGCAAAGUGCUGGCUCUGAAACAUCAGUCAAGUUGCUCCUUCAACAGCUGAAUUCAGAACAAAAGGGUGAUCCUGCAUACAAAGCAAAGUCUGACUCUGCAUAUGUGGCAAAGGUGUUCCUGCAGCAACAUAUGUCCAAACAACCAAGAUGGCCUGGACCAUUCGCCUCCUCAGUACCUGCCGGCCUUCCAGGCUCUCCAGGGCAAGUUCCUUACACAACAAGAAGUGCUGGAUGCAAGUAUGCCUUCCAGAAGGCAUACCAGAGGCAGUUGGAAGCUGUGUUCCAACUAAAAGAAUGA
Messenger RNA from Macrobrachium nipponense, 830 nucleotides. RefSeq lists its product as uncharacterized. The transcript has 3 exons. The record is from RefSeq and is a predicted model, not a curated record. NCBI's taxonomy places the organism in Eukaryota, Metazoa, Arthropoda, Malacostraca, Decapoda, Palaemonidae. Bases 111 to 830 code for a protein of 239 amino acids.